This is a messenger RNA of Ipomoea nil (Japanese morning glory), 1498 nucleotides long. RefSeq names its product transcription termination factor MTERF6, chloroplastic/mitochondrial. Gene Ontology annotation, molecular function: double-stranded DNA binding. The transcript is spliced from 2 exons. Gene Ontology annotation, cellular component: chloroplast. Gene Ontology annotation, biological process: regulation of DNA-templated transcription; chloroplast organization. Bases 235 to 1221 code for a protein of 328 amino acids. The record is from RefSeq and is a predicted model, not a curated record. Lineage: Eukaryota; Viridiplantae; Streptophyta; Magnoliopsida; Solanales; Convolvulaceae.
AUUUGCCAGAGGUGUAGAGGAUAACGAUAGGGAAAAGCGAAGAGCAGGCAGAAGAGAAGAGCGGGCACCUGUAGUCUUGCCUGUCUUGCACUUCCAAAUCUCCACUAUCGGCCACUGGCGUUUCCAUAGCUGCAGUACGGCAGUACGGGCUUCCAUAGUGGCACCGCACCGUGACACCAACUGCGACAAGACCGUCGUUUCCACAGCGGCACCGCACUCUGCGUCUCUGGAAAUAUGGAAACUACAAGCAGCCACAGUUCUGGCGUUAUGUGGUUCUUCAAAGAUAGAGGUUUCGAUGAUAAAAGUAUUCAUGAAAUGUUCCAGAAGUGCAAGCGUCUUGAGGGCAUGCAGAGAGAAAAUGCCUCGGAAAAUUGGGAUUACUUGAAAAGUAUAGGCAUCAAGGAGAGGAAACUUCCUUCCAUUAUUCGAAAGUGCCCCAAGAUCCUUACUCUGGGCUUGCAUGAGAAACUGGUUCCGAUGGUCCAGUGUCUUGCAACAUUGGGAACAAAACCUGAUGAGGUAGCUUCUGCCAUAACUAAAUUUCCUCACAUACUCUCUCACAGUGUUGAAGAGAAACUCUGCCCACUGCUUGCUUUCUUUGAAGCUCUUGGUAUUACUGAGAAGCAAAUUGGCAAGAUGAUACUGAUAAACCCCAGAAUUAUCAGCUACAGCAUUGACUCAAAGAUUUCACAAAUUGUGGAUUUGCUUUCCAAUCUGGGCCUAUCCAAGGAAGGGAUGGUUGGAAAAGUACUGGUGAAACACCCAUUUAUAAUGGGUUAUAGUGUCGAUAAGAGGCUGCGUCCCACUUCCGACUUCUUGAAGUCGUUGGGUCUAACAGAACAUGAUCUGCAAAGAGUGAUUAUUAACUUCCCUGCAAUUUUGUGCCGAGAUGUGAAUAAGAUCUUGAAGCCCAAUAUCUCAUACUUGAGAUCAUGCGGAUUUGAAGCCAGUCAGAUUGCAGCUUUAGUGACCCAUUAUCCCCCUGUUCUGAUUAAGAGUAUCAACAAUUCUCUUCAGCCGCGGAUUAGGUUUUUGGUAGAUGUGAUGGGCAGACGAAUCGAUGAGGUUGCAGAUUAUCCAGACUACUUUAGGCAUGGCUUGAAGAAAACAUUAGAAUUGAGACAAAAACUUUUGACACAGAAGAACAUAGACUGUAGCCUGAGUGAGAUGCUGGACUGUAAUGACAAGAAAUUCCUUUCUAAGUUUGGUUUAGUUGAGUGAUUUUCCCAGGCUACUUUUGCAUGACCUAUUUCUUCUUGUCAUUUUUUAACCCGGUUGUACAAUAUCUGCUAGUAUUUAAUUUGUACUUGUCAAACAAAACCAUUAUGGAUGAGGUUUCUGCAUCAAUUGUACAUGCUGGAAGCUAUUGUGACGGCCUGAAAACUUUGCUACAUUUUUUUAUUUACUUAUUGUUGAGCUCUUAGGCUUGAGGUUAUGUAUCUGUUUAGUAAAAGUGUAGAACUUAUCUGUGGUUUAGAAUAAAAUAGGCAGUAAUCCA